Messenger RNA from Eurypyga helias (sunbittern), 291 nucleotides. Its product is annotated as complement C1q and tumor necrosis factor-related protein 9-like. The transcript has 2 exons. Lineage: Eukaryota; Metazoa; Chordata; Aves; Eurypygiformes; Eurypygidae. Bases 1 to 291 code for a protein of 96 amino acids. The record is from RefSeq and is a predicted model, not a curated record.
AUGAGGACGCCUUGGGGCACCCAGGCACCGGGGACACCCUGGGAUGCUCAAGGACAUCUGGGGACACUUGGGGACCAGGGACAUCCGGGGACACCAGGUCACGAGGGACACGGGGGGACACCGGGGCACUGGGGACACCCUGGGGUGCUCACAGGGGGACAUCCGGGGACACCAGGUCACGAGGGACACGGGGGGACACCGGGGCACUGGGGACACCCUGGGGUGCUCACAGGGGUCUGGGGACCAGGGACACUUGGGGACCAGGGCCAUCCAGGGCCACCAGGUCACUAG